Molecule: messenger RNA, 826 nt
Organism: Chelonus insularis
Lineage: Eukaryota; Metazoa; Arthropoda; Insecta; Hymenoptera; Braconidae
Gene: Fer3
Product: 48 related 3
Exons: 4
Coding region: 94-615 (173 amino acids)
Biological process (GO): regulation of transcription by RNA polymerase II; developmental process
Molecular function (GO): protein dimerization activity; DNA-binding transcription factor activity, RNA polymerase II-specific; RNA polymerase II transcription regulatory region sequence-specific DNA binding
Source: RefSeq, a predicted model, not a curated record
CAUUUUAAAAAAUUGAAUAAAAAGUGUUGUAAUAUAUAACAUAAGAAGUAAUUUAAAAAAGAAAAUUAAAAAUAUAGUUGAUUGACUUAGGAUAUGAGCUACACCGAAUCGUUGUGGGAAAUAAACGGAAAUCAAGCACCAAUUAUAUCAAGCGAGAUGUCACAGUACGUAGGAAGUGAAAUGGCGUCUUAUCCAAUGUGGGAUAGUUCAGUUCUUUAUCAAACACCACCUCCUUCUCAUUCUCAUGUUAACGAUCACGUUAAUGGAUUUUACCGACAACCAUGUGCACUUCUCCAUCAAAGUCGAUACACUUCGAACACGCGAAUCCCCAACCAGCCCUCCUCGACAACAAAAAAACCACGAAGAAGAGUAGCAUCAGUAUCACAAAGAAGAGCUGCUAAUAUCCGAGAAAGACGAAGGAUGUUUAACCUGAAUGAAGCAUUUGAUAAAUUACGUAAAAAGGUUCCUACAUUUGCAUAUGAGAAGAGACUUUCAAGAAUUGAAACGCUAAGAUUAGCCAUUACUUACAUUGCUUUCAUGGGUGAACUGUUAGGAAUUGAACCAGCUACCACAAAAACUGAAUACAUUCCACGUGAAUAUUAUUUACCGAACUAAAGACUGCCCGCUGUUUAUUUAAAAAAUAUUCUUUAAAAUAUAUCAAAAAUAUAAGAUAAAAUCAAAUCAAGUCUUCCAAAUGCAUUUUAAAGCAGACAAUAAUAGAAUAGUAGUUAUAUUUUUAAUUUAAUUAUGUACAUGUGUAAAUGUCCUUGUUUUCUUUUAUGUUGUUAUAAUUAAAUAUUUUAAUGCAUUGUGAGUAAUCAGUAUU